Molecule: messenger RNA, 520 nt
Organism: Mytilus trossulus (common blue mussel)
Lineage: Eukaryota; Metazoa; Mollusca; Bivalvia; Mytilida; Mytilidae
Product: big defensin-like
Exons: 3
Coding region: 129-485 (118 amino acids)
Source: RefSeq, a predicted model, not a curated record
GUUAAGUCUCAUGGUUUUUCUGAUUAAUGACCAUGGCCUUUAUUUUGUUUGUGUAUAAAUUAUCCAAUCUGAACAAUACAAAAUAACAUUUCAACUAUCGAACAUACAUCAAGUGGAAGAAAUCUAAAAUGGACAAGAUUACAUUUAUGUGUUUGCUUUACACCAUGUUAUUGAUAAUCCCAGGACCAAUUCUAGGAUUAGCCUUAGCUAAGACUAAGGCUGAAGAUGAAAAGCGUCAGGCGCAAGUAUUACUACCACUAGCAUCAUACGCAGGAUUAUCGGUUACAGGGCCUUUAUUUCUUGCAUUAGUAGCGGCGUAUGGGGUAUAUGCUGUCAUCAAUUAUGGAAUAAAGUCGGACCAUGACAGUCAUUCCUGUGCCAAUAACAGAGGAUGGUGUCGAGCUGUUUGUCACAGUAACGAACAGGUUGAUAAUUAUCAUAGUGAUAUUUGUGGAGCGUACAAAUGCUGUCGCCAUUACGGUUAAGAGAGACUGCAAUCAAUAAAGCUAUUUGUCUGUUA